CUGGGCGGCGCGCCGGGCAGCCCGAGCCGCGCGCCCCGCGCUGUAACCGGACACCGAGCGCUCGCCCCCCGCGCUGGGCCACUUUCCAUUCACUCCGAGGUGCUGGGUUGAGCGACGCGGGCCAGGGGUGCCGUGGCACGGCCGCGCCGGGAUUCCUUUCCCCAGAAACUCAGAGGACCUGGCAGGAGGAAUUCCUCUGCUGGGACGUUCUAGAAAUUAGUCUUCUGGGAAAGGGAUUUGAUUCACAGGCCGAUCUAAACCGGGAACUAACUGAUGAGUUUUCCGUGCUGACUCCUUCCAACUCCGGUGUUUUCCCUUGGAUAGUAACUAGCAAAUCUGAAGAAAUGGCAUUGUGGGCAAUUCGCGUGUUGGUAGGAGUAUUUGCUUACUAUAGCUGUGUGAAAGGAUCUUCCCAGCCUCAAGCAAGAGUUUAUUUAACGUUUGAUGAACUUCGGGAAACGAGGACCUCUGAAUAUUUCAGCCUCUCUCACCACCCAUUAGACUACAGGAUCUUAUUAAUGGAUGAAGAUCAAGACCGGAUAUAUGUGGGCAGCAAAGAUCACAUUCUUUCCUUGAAUAUUAACAAUAUAAGUCAAGAGCCUUUGAGUGUUUUCUGGCCAGCAUCUACAAUCAAAGUUGAAGAGUGCAAAAUGGCUGGCAAGGAUCCCACACAUGGCUGUGGAAACUUUGUCCGCGUUAUUCAGGCUUUCAACCGCACUCAUUUGUAUGUUUGUGGGAGUGGUGCUUUUAGUCCAGUGUGUACUUAUGUGAACAGAGGGAGACGAUCAGAGGACCAAGUUUUUAUGAUUGACUCCAAGUGUGAAUCUGGAAAAGGACGCUGCUCUUUCAACCCCAAUGUGAACACAGUGUCAGUUAUGAUCAAUGAGGAGCUCUUCUCUGGAAUGUAUAUUGAUUUCAUGGGGACAGAUGCUGCUAUUUUUCGAAGUUUAACUAAGAGAAAUGCAGUCAGAACCGAUCAGCACAAUUCCAAAUGGCUCAGUGAACCUAUGUUUGUGGAUGCACAUGUCAUCCCAGAUGGUACUGAUCCAAAUGAUGCUAAGGUUUACUUCUUCUUCAAAGAAAAACUCACUGACAGUAGCAGGAGCACCAAGCAGAUCCAUUCCAUGAUUGCUAGAAUAUGUCCUAAUGAUACUGGUGGACUACGCAGCCUUGUCAACAAGUGGACCACGUUCUUGAAGGCGAGGCUGGUCUGCUCAGUAAUGGACGAAGAUGGCCCAGAAACACAUUUUGAUGAGUUAGAGGAUGUGUUUCUCCUGGAAACUGAUAAUCCACGGACAACAUUAGUAUAUGGCAUCUUUACAACAUCAAGCUCAGUUUUUAAAGGCUCAGCGGUGUGUGUGUAUCACUUAUCUGAUAUUCAGACUGUGUUUAAUGGACCUUUCGCCCACAAAGAAGGGCCCAACCAUCAGCUGAUUUCCUAUCAGGGCAGGAUACCAUAUCCUCGUCCUGGAACUUGCCCAGGAGGAGCAUUUACACCCAAUAUGCGAACGACAAAGGAGUUCCCAGAUGAUGUUGUCACUUUUAUUCGGAACCAUCCUCUCAUGUACAAUUCCAUCUACCCAAUCCACAGAAGGCCACUGAUUGUACGCAUUGGUACCGACUACAAAUACACAAAGAUCGCUGUGGAUCGAGUCAAUGCUGCUGAUGGUAGAUACCAUGUCCUGUUUCUUGGAACAGACCGAGGCACUGUACAAAAGGUGGUUGUUCUUCCCACCAACAGCUCUGCCAGUGGUGAACUCAUUCUGGAGGAAAUGGAAGUUUUUAAGAAUUAUGCUCCCAUUACAACCAUGAAAAUUUCAUCUAAAAAGCAACAGCUGUAUGUGAGCUCCAAUGAAGGGAUUUCCCAAGUGUCCCUGCAUCGCUGCCACAUCUACGGCACAGCCUGUGCUGACUGCUGCCUGGCAAGGGACCCUUACUGCGCCUGGGAUGGCCAUUCUUGCUCUCGAUUCUACCCUACUGGGAAGCGGAGGAGCCGAAGACAAGAUGUGAGACAUGGAAAUCCAUUGACUCAAUGCAGAGGAUUUAAUCUAAAAGCUUACAGAAAUGCAGCUGAAAUUGUUCAGUAUGGGGUAAAAAAUAACACCACUUUCCUGGAGUGCACCCCCAAAUCUCCACAGGCAUCUAUCAAGUGGCUGCUACAGAAAGACAAAGAUCGGAGAAAAGAGGUCAAGCUGAAUGACCGAAUCAUUGCCACUCCACAAGGGCUUCUGAUCCGUUCCAUUCAGAACUCUGACCAAGGACUCUAUCACUGCAUUGCAACAGAAAACAGUUUCAAGCAGACCGUGGCCAAGAUCAACUUCAAAGUUUUGGAUUCAGAUAUGGUGGCAAUUGUAACAGACAAAUGGUCUCCAUGGACCUGGGCCAGCUCUGUGCGGGCUUUACCCUUCCACCCGAAGGACAUCAUGGGGGCAUUCAGCCACUCAGAAAUGCAGAUGAUUAACCAGUACUGCAAAGACACUCGGCAGCAACAUCAACACGGUGACGAGUCCCAAAAGCCACGAGGGGACUAUGGCAAGUUAAAGGCUCUCAUCAACAGUCGGAAAAGUCGGAACAGGAGGAAUCAGCUGCCGGAAUCAUAAUGCUUUCUCACGUCUGGAGCUGGUGCUU
Elephantulus edwardii (Cape elephant shrew) is the source of this 2628-nucleotide messenger RNA. RefSeq names its product semaphorin-3C-like. The record is from RefSeq and is a predicted model, not a curated record. The transcript is spliced from 18 exons. Gene Ontology annotation, molecular function: semaphorin receptor binding; chemorepellent activity. The coding region runs from base 345 to 2600 and encodes 751 amino acids. Gene Ontology annotation, biological process: semaphorin-plexin signaling pathway; axon guidance; negative regulation of axon extension involved in axon guidance. Lineage: Eukaryota; Metazoa; Chordata; Mammalia; Macroscelidea; Macroscelididae.